Spea bombifrons (plains spadefoot toad) is the source of this 2489-nucleotide messenger RNA. RefSeq names its product Sin3A associated protein 30 (gene SAP30). The transcript is spliced from 4 exons. Gene Ontology annotation, cellular component: histone deacetylase complex. The record is from RefSeq and is a predicted model, not a curated record. Gene Ontology annotation, biological process: regulation of DNA-templated transcription. NCBI's taxonomy places the organism in Eukaryota, Metazoa, Chordata, Amphibia, Anura, Pelobatidae. Gene Ontology annotation, molecular function: protein binding; transcription coregulator activity. Bases 188 to 763 code for a protein of 191 amino acids.
AUUGCUUUGAAGCAGGCUGUUUAAAACACAUGCCCAGAUAGCUCGCCGUUUACUACCGAACACUUUGUUGAUAUUUAUUGUUGUCAUCGCAUAUGUACUAAGAGUGGAUCUGAUGUGCUAGAGCCGCGCGUCCGUAAACAUCAAGGAUUACCGCACACACACAAAAGGCACGCUGCUUUAGAGCAACAUGAACGGGUUCGCUACCGAGGAGUUACACCGGGAAACGGCAGCGGAGCUGCCCCCCACGGCUUCUGCGGUGACAUCGGUCACGGGCGUGGGUCCCACUAACGGGCAGUUAUGCUGCCUGAAGGAUGAGGGUGAAAGAUGUAGCCGGCCUGCGGGUAAUGCCAGCUUCAGCAAAAGGAUCCAGAAAAGCAUUGCACAGAAGAAAGUCAAGAUCGACUUGGACAAAACAGCAAGACACCUUUAUAUUUGUGAAUUUCACAAGAGUGUAAUUCAAAGUGUAAGGAACAAAAGAAAAAGAAAAGGUAGCGAGGACGAUGGAGAUGAUUCACCGAUUCAUGAUGCUGAUAUCCCUGAGGUGGAUUUAUUUCAGUUGCAAGUAAACACACUAAGAAGAUACAAGAGGCAUUUUAAGCUGCAAGCACGGCCAGGGCUGAAUAAAGCACAGCUUGUUGAAAUCAUUGGCUGCCAUUUUAAGACUCUUCCGGUGAAUGAAAAGGACACCUUAACCUAUUUCAUCUGCUCGGUAAAGAACGACAAAAACAAAACAGAUCACAAGUCUGAUGGAGGUCUUCAUUAGAGGCUCUCACACGUUGUGAUUUUAUGGACAAUUAAAGGCUUCUGGUGAACUCCACAAGCUUUAUAUCAGAAGAAGAAGAUUGCUUGUAAAUAUAUACGUAUAUGUUAUUUUAGUGCUUUAUGUGGACCUCGUACUGGCUGUAAUCUCAGAGAAGUCACUGUUGUUUCCUUAAGGGAGAUAUCUGUUUAUUUCUGUCACUCGUGAAAGUGGGAAAUUAAUGGAAUAAUUUACAGUAUAUAAAGCAAUAAUAAAAUAUGAAUACUGAUGAAAUGUUAACAAAACUACACGUGCACAUAAGAUUUAAAUGAAAUAAAAUGGUUUAACUAAACUUUCAGACUGAUAGGUCUAUGCUAGAGCUGUUUGUACCACUAUUGGAUGUGCAUUAAAAUGUGCUGAAUGGUUAAUAAGCUUAAUUAAAGGGCCUGUUUAAUAUGGACUGUUGUUAACCCUUUUUAUUUAGCUUUUUGAUAGAGUGGCACAUGUAAUUUAAGAUGCUAAUAUUUGUCUGCAUUUUUACCUGACUCAAGAGAAGUAUUAUGCUGCCGUGUUAACCUUCAGAGAGUGGCUGCUAGUGGCGCAUGAAAUGAAUAUUAUCACCAGGCUAAUGAUGUACUCUCUAAUGAUUAAUUUAUAAUGUCUGUACCUACUGGUGUAAUCAAGUGAACACCUAUUUGGGGUGACUUACUAUAUGAACUGAUCUUCAAAAGAAAGUAUACCUUUAAGAACUUUUCAACUGAAAAACAAAUAUUUUCAUAGCCAAAAAAUACUCAUCAGAACUAACAGAAUAUGACUAAAGGACAAAUCACAAAUGAUGGGGUUGCAUGACUCAGUCCUACAUUAUACUAGUAAAAAUGUUCAUUAAUACAACGCAAUUAUUUUUGUAUAGCAGAAUUUAACUCUAUAGAUUUAACAGACCCCUGUAUGAAAUCACUCUAGAAGUUGCACUUUUCUGUCCAUGGGAUUUUUCACUGAAAUCUUGUUGAUAUGAAAAUCUCUGGAUUCACCUUAAUGUACAAAGUUGUGAUGGCUUUAAUAAAAAAAAAUUACUGAAUGAUACUACUGUUUUUUAAUUUGUAACAACUCAUUGUGACCAUAGUGUGCUGAAUUAGAUAACAGAUGUGUCCUCCCAGUGUUCAAAAGCCCAAACCUCAUUUGCAUGCAAUGCUCAAUAAGUUUGACAAGGUCCUAGUAUGAUCCAUUCCUGCAUGCACUUGUUUGCUAACAUAGGAUAGAAACUAUUACUCCAAAUGCAGUGAGAUACAGAUAGCAUCGAUGGCAGGACUGGCUUUUGAUCCAAUGACCCAAAUAACUACUUUGAGGUUAUCAAUAUAUUAAAUGAGUAUUUAUCCAAGUAAAUCAUUUAUCUUCUUCUAGUAUCACAUGCAUCAUGGAAUAUAAUGCAAAUUGUCAGGACAACGCUAACAACAUUACACGUUAAAACCCUUCCACCAAUAUUUCUUUAGCUCCUCUUUCCAAGUCCCUCUCCUGCAAUACUUAAGCUAGUGUGGCUGGUCCAUCCCUAACAACUUCACGUUAAUCUAUUUUGUAAUAUACCCAAUAUAACUCCUUCUAGAUUGUACGCUUGUUUGUGCAGGGCCCUCCUCACCUGUUGUUCUGUAAGUCAAAUUGUUAUGUUAUAUACUACUUGUUAUGUCCUGUAUACCCAUUGUACAGCGCUAAGGAAUACAAUGGCGAUAUAUAAACAAUAAAUCAUAAUUUUAAACUA